AUGGAGAAACAGAUCGUCAUUACAGGCGUCACCGGCGUCCAGGGAGGCUCCGUCGCACGCACAUACCUCCAGCUCCCAGGCUGGAAAGUCCGCGGCGUCACCCGCAACCCCGCCUCUCCCAAAGCGCAAGAGCUACAGUCAAGAGGCGUGGAGAUCGUCCCCGGCGAUCUGAACGACCCCUCCAGUCUGGAGGCGGCUUUCCAGGAGGCGAACAUUAUCUUCGGCGUGACCGAUUUCUGGACCAUCUUCCAGGACCCCGCGAGCAUGGAAAAGAAGGCCCCCAAUCAGGAGCUCACCGAAUAUUGCUUUGAGGUGGAAGUGCAGCAGGGCAAGAACCUCGUGGAGGCUGCCGCCCGCAUCCCGACGCUCGAACGCUUGGUCUUCAGCUCAAUGGCGUCCGCCAGUAAGUCGAGUCAGGGAGCGUUCCCCCGAAUCUACCAUAUGGACUCAAAGGCCGUCGUCGUCGACUAUGUUCAGACGCUGCCGGCGUUGAAGGACCGGUUUUCGCAGAUCCAGGCUCCAAUCUAUUUUGAUUUACUCUGGCAAUGGGGGCUUCCCACAACGCCGAAGAAGCAAGCCGAUGGGUCUUAUAAAAUCACCGGUGUCGGCCCGGCGAAUAUCCCCGUCCCGUUUGGAGAUGUACGGAAUGACUUCGGUCGAUGCGUCAAGGCGGUAGCCGAUGGACCUCCGGGCUUGAAUUUUCUUGCCGUUGGAGAUCUAGUGUCGUGGGAGGCAUACAUCGAUAUCUGGUGCAAGUCGCAGGGGGUUCCUAAUGGGGGCUACGAGCAGCACACUAUCGAGACCUUCGAGCAGCUACUUCCCGGGGGCCUGGGGCGGGAAUUCGGCGAGAACGUCCUCUUCGCACAACAAUUCGGGUAUGACGGGGGCGAUCCCACCGUCGUUAGACCUUCUGAGUUCGGUCUCAAGAUGACCUCGUUCGCAGAAUACUGUGAGCGAACCAAUUUCAGCUCCAUCUUGUAG
This is a messenger RNA of Aspergillus saccharolyticus JOP 1030-1, 981 nucleotides long. Its product is annotated as putative NAD dependent epimerase/dehydratase. The transcript is spliced from 4 exons. NCBI's taxonomy places the organism in Eukaryota, Fungi, Ascomycota, Eurotiomycetes, Eurotiales, Aspergillaceae. The coding region runs from base 1 to 981 and encodes 326 amino acids. The record is from RefSeq and is a predicted model, not a curated record.